Molecule: messenger RNA, 255 nt
Organism: Gongylonema pulchrum
Lineage: Eukaryota; Metazoa; Nematoda; Chromadorea; Rhabditida; Gongylonematidae
Source: the annotation of a GenBank genome assembly
AUGCUUCCCAAUCGCCUCUCAAAGUCGAUCUAUUUUCAAUUGGAUUUUCUGCGCUUCAUUGAUUUUUACUCGUUUUUAAUUCAUCUGAACGGCGGAAUCUGUGUAUUUAGCAUCAAAGUUACAGAUUCGCUGAAGUAUGGCGAAUAUAAGCAGUCCACGGAUUUGCAUGUUGUUCGUGUAACCCAGAAGGACAUCCUCAUCGAUGCCGUUAUUUUUCACGAACGUUCACUGCAAAUCAAUUUUCACUGCUUGUAA